ACGACAGCAUCGUCAACAACUCGCUCCACCAAAUCGACAGCGAAAGCACCGGCAGUCAAGACAGCCACCACAAAGGCGGCGCGUCAGCCCCUCGGAAACGCAGAAAACUCUCCAGAAAGGAGGUCAUACCUACCUAUGCCGAGCCCUGUCAAGCCGUCGAAGAAGGCGGCUAGCAAUAUGUCCUUCGAGUCCGAGAGAGAGCCGAUUAAGGCAUAUCUACGAAUCCGGCCGCAAGGGAAUGCGGAACAGCUUUCUGCGCCCUAUCUUGAACCUCUGUCGGACACUACGGUGCACAUGUCCAACCCUAGCCAUACAGAGGCUGCUACGCACACCCGCACGUCCACGGCUCUGGCCGCCGCUCCGACGACAUACACGUUCACGCACAUAUUUCCUCCCGCCACCUCCCAAUCCACGUUCUUCCAGAAGACGACGCUUCCGUUGAUCAGAGCCGCUCUUUGCCAAGGAGAGAACGGGUUGCUGUUCGCCUACGGCGUGACGAACUCUGGAAAGACGUAUACAGUGCAAGGUGCUCCCGGAAAAGACAAGGCAGGAAUAUUGCCCAGGACGCUGGAUGUAAUCUUCAACAGCAUCUAUGGUCUCCAGGGCGAGGCAAGGUACCGCCCCGUGCGAUUGCAAGGGAUCGAACCUGCCCAACCUUCGGACAAUGCCCCGUUGCCAAAGUUUCGCGAGCCCGAACUCGCAGAAGUGCUCGGCGACGACACGGACUCCGUCGAUACCGACGACAUGGACUCCGAUCCCUCAUCCAUCGAGGUCGAUAGAAACUACGAAUACUCCAUUUGGUUGUCCUAUGCCGAGGUGUACAACGAGAAGAUCUACGAUCUCCUCGCGUCUACAACGCCCGACGCCGAGCACGACAUCGCGAGCCGCCUGCCCCGACCUGCGGGAGCACCCCCGCCGCCUUCCCAUCCGUUGCUCCUAAAGCGAAAGGCUUUGUCGCUCAAGCCGUCGCCUUCCGCGGACGCGUUCGAUGACGACACGCCAGGCUGCACGGGAAAAUAUGUGGCCGGCCUGAAGCAGGUCAGAGUACGGUCUGCAACGGACGCCAAAGCUGUCGUGAAGAUGGGUCAGCUUCAUCGUCGCGUAUUCGGCACACUCGCGAACAGCCAAAGUAGCCGUAGUCACGGUGUCGUCACAAUCAAGAUCUUGAAACACCACCGGGGCGAGAAGAACGAUCCAACAGCCAUUCAGACUUCGAGGUUGACCAUCGUCGAUCUUGCAGGGUCUGAGAGGACGAAGCAUACUCAGACGACGGGCGACCGGCUCAAGGAGGCGGGCAACAUCAACAAAUCGCUCAUGGUCUUGGGGCAAUGUAUGGAGAUCAUGCGUGCCAAUCAGAAAAAGGUUGCCCAGAGCCUGGCUGUUGCGGGAAGGAGCGAUACCCGGGAUGUCAAGAAGACGCUGGGCGUCAUACCGUUCAGACAUAGUAAACUGACUGAAAUGCUCAUGGACUACUUCGUGGGCGAUGGCCGAGCGGUGAUGAUAGUCAACGUCAACCCGUACGACACGGGCUAUGACGAGAACUCUCACGUUAUGAAGUUUGCCGCCAUCGCUCGUGAAGUGCAGAUCAACAAUGCACCCGCUCCCGUGCGGAAUAUGCCUGCGCCAGCUCCUGUGGCACCGAAGCCCUCGUCCAAGAAAGCUCCGGCAUUACCAAUCAGAAUGCCCUCGAAACCCAAGGAGGUUCAUCGGAGACAAGUUACCAUCUCCAGCGGCGGCAAGGGUGGACGGGUAUUGAGCCAAACCCAGCUGGAGGUUCUUGAAGAGGACGAAGAGCCAGGUGAUGGCGAGGACGACGAUGACAGUGACUCGAAUAAUCCACUGGUUGAUGCCCUCUUCGAAGAGAUCGAGAAUCUUCAACAUCAGCUCUUUGAAUCUCAGAUGCGUUGUGCUAUCGUCGAAGCGGAAACGCGCGAAGAAGUCAUGCGCGAGAUGGAGGAACGCAUGCUGCAGAUGGAACUCCGAUACAGAAAACGAUGGGAGCGUGAAGUUGAGCAGCAGGAAGCCAAGACGGAUGCCAAGAUCGAAAUGCUCCAUCACGCUGGAAUGUUGACACCAUACGGACAUGGACGAGUCGGUAAGGCUCUGGAGGAUGUGGAGGAAGAAGAGGACGUGGAAAUGAGUCUGCGCGUCGACGAAGGCGAUGUCGAACCUCAAACUCCGCACCAUGCAUACGACGAGGAGCCCGAGGAUCGCUCGCCUUCGCCGCUGGCCGGUCGAGGGGCACGCCGUACCAUGGACCUGGACGAGCUUCGUCCUCUAUCACAUCAGUCAAGACAACCCUCACAUGAACCACCCGCGCCGUUCGGCUUCCAGCCAUAUGAUGACGAUGAUGACGAUAUGUACAUGGAUCCCGGUUCUCAACGUGGCAGCCCAGCACCUGAUGCUGCACGCCAAAGCAGCGUUAAGCCUGCAAGCUCUAGCAAGGGCAACUUGUUCAUCGCGUCGAGCCCUUCGCGAUCGCCGUCACAAGGCUCAGCGUCUUCCUCCAGCUCAAGUGGCCACAAGCGCAACCACUCGUCUAUCGACGACCUCGGCAAAUUGGAACUACCCCCUGUGGAGGUGCCGAAGAAGCCGCGAGCCCGUCGUGUGACCCGUCCCGCGUCGGACGAUGAUUACGAGGACGACGAUAUUCAGAUCAUCGAACCGCCCCUGAAGCAGGCGAAAGCGCGUUCGACCAGAGCUGGGCGGCAUACGGGGACGUCAUCUCGGCAGGCAAUCGACAUCAUCGACGUCGACGAGGACCCUUCUGAGGCGGCGGUUGUCAUCCCCAACAAGAAAGCACGACAGGAAGCCGUCGCGAAUGGCGGCCCUAAUGUCGAAUACGUUCCGCGGAAAGGCGAAACAGAUACCGUAAAGAAGAAGAAGCGGCAACUCGGCAAAAAGCCUGUUAUGACGGAGGAGCAGAUCGCGUAUAUCGCGUCCCAGGAAGACCCUGAAGCUGGAAAAACUGUACGACGCGCGAGGACCACACGCAAGUUCACAUAAGGGCGCAUUGCUGGCGGCCUCCAAACCAUUUCCUGUGCUAUACUAUGCAUCUUGCAUACCAGCCCUUCAACGGAUACCUUCAUGCGAGCUUAAGAUACCUGCGGUUUUGUUGCUGUUGAAUUAGUAUCCAUGCUAUCUAAUCACGUUGCUAUGCUCUGCACAUGCGCGCACGUUCGCUGCUUUCUCAUGCAGAGUAUCAUGCCCUCCUCGAAAUACAACUAUGUUGUACGCGAAUACGUUCUACCGUAGAUCUACUACACAUUACGUGCCAUUGCCGUUCAAGAAACCCAACGGAUCUGAAAAAUGCAAUAGCCGCCCUCAUCUGCUCUCCCAAUACCGUUGACGCGACCCAGCUCUUCCUUGCUCACGAUGGCCAGCUCCUGCCCUUGGCGGUUCUCCGAGUGAACCAAACCACUCGCAGCAGGGAACACGCUCUCGACAGUGGCCGCCAUACCCUCGUGCCGGCCAGUGCUUCUGACAGCGACGAUGAGCCAGAACACGCCCGCUGGCGAGAGGAGUUGCUUGACGCAGGACUGAAUCCAGGUGGCGUGAUUUGGGUGGUAUACAACGUCCGCGGCGAGUAUCACGUCAAAUGGCUGAUUCAACGGGCCAUCGAAGCAGGGUUGAGACCAGUCGAGCUUUUCGACGGCGACGGGCUGCGGACGACAAUCCGGGAAGUUGAUCUCCACGUUCAGCGCGAGAUUGCGGAGGACGUCUUCGUGGAAAUCCGUGGCGACGAUCGAAGAUGUGGACGAGGCAUUCUGGCGCAUGGCCAAUAGCUUCGCCGCGAUGAUGCUCAGCAAACCCGUCCCUGCACCGAGCUCGAGGAUGCGGAUGGGUUCGUCUCCUGCCAUCCCGUACAGAUUCGGGUGCGCGCACAUGUGCUCUCCAAAGAUGACGCAGCUACCCCAACUCUGGAGGCCGACGGAGGUGUGGUCAUCCUCGAGCAUCGGCGCAUCGUUGGAUAUGACUUCCACGACGGCCGGCUCUGCGCUGUCUUUAGAUGCGCCGAGUGUGAAUUUGAAGCUCCUCGUGAUCGCCUCCUCUUCGACGGGUGGUUCUGUGAAUGAGGCGAGAAGAGUGCUGGCAGCGUCUACCGCCCGCUCUCGUUUAGUCGCUUCAUCGUCCAUUCCGUCAGUUUCAUCGGGUACUUCGUAAACCCACUCAUCGGAGGUGGCGAUGAACCUGGUGAGCCAUCCAAUGGAUAAAUCUCGUUCGAGGGUAUCGGCCUGAAGGGCUUCAAGUUCGGCGGAAGCCAUAUAACCUAUAGUCGGUGCUGAUUCAAGUUCAUCUUCGUCGGCUGACGCGUAUCCAGAGUCAACAAUUGUGGCCUCAGAUCGGAGCUUGGGUAUCCUGAGGUUGAGGGCGAAUUGCUUGUUUAUGUGCGACGAGUCACUGAGCGGCAUGUAGAUCGCCCGCAGAUUAUCCAGGGCAAGCAAAAUAUCUGUUAAAGAUGGAUUGUGUCCAC
This is a messenger RNA of Punctularia strigosozonata HHB-11173 SS5, 4474 nucleotides long. RefSeq names its product kinesin-domain-containing protein. Gene Ontology annotation, biological process: microtubule-based movement. The record is from RefSeq and is a predicted model, not a curated record. Gene Ontology annotation, cellular component: nucleus; kinesin complex; microtubule. Bases 136 to 3006 code for a protein of 956 amino acids. Gene Ontology annotation, molecular function: microtubule binding; ATP binding; ATP hydrolysis activity. The transcript has 10 exons. Lineage: Eukaryota; Fungi; Basidiomycota; Agaricomycetes; Corticiales; Punctulariaceae.